GUGAGAUCCAACAUUCCUUCCCCGUCUCUUUAAAACCCUCACUCUCCCCCACUUCUUUAUCACUUCCGAGGUCCAACCCCAACUGCAAACUCCACACACACGCGCGCUCGGAUAGAGGUUGGGAGAGAGAGAGAGAUAGACGAAGGGGGGAGAGAGGUCAGGGAGAUCGAUGAUGGAGAGGGCCGAGGAUUUAGGGCUCAGCCUCAGUCUCAGCUCGUCGCUUGCUCCUCGCACCCACCAUGUCGCCAUGCUGCUCCACGCUCCAGAGAGGAGAUUCCUGGAGAUGCCACUGCUCCCUGCGAAGCGGGUCUGCGAGGCCUCUGCCGACGAGGAGCGCUCCGGGCAGCGUGGCGGUGGCAGCGACGACGACGACGGCGGCUGCGGCAUGGAUGGCUCCCGCAAGAAGCUCCGGUUGUCCAAGGACCAGUCCGCCGUGCUCGAGGACAGCUUCCGGGAGCACCCCACUCUGAACCCGAGGCAGAAGGCAGCCUUGGCGCAGCAGCUGGGCCUGCGGUCGCGGCAGGUGGAGGUAUGGUUCCAGAACAGACGCGCAAGGACGAAGCUGAAGCAGACGGAGGUGGACUGCGAGUUCCUGAAGCGCUGCUGCGAGACGCUGACGGAGGAGAACCGGCGGCUGCAGAAGGAGGUGCAGGAGCUCCGCGCGCUCAAGCUCGUCUCCCCGCACCAGUACAUGCACAUGUCCCCGCCCACCACCCUCACCAUGUGCCCCUCCUGCGAGCGCGUCUCCAACAACAACAACAACAACAACAAUAACAGCUCCAACGCCGCCGACCGCCGCAACGGCGUCGUCGAGGGCGCCAUCUGCCACCGCCCCAUCGCCGUCCGGCCGCAGCAGUCAUGAAUCAUGAUCGACCGAUCGACAACCUAGUAGCCACUAGACAGUCUACUUACUAGACAGUAGGCAGUACACCGUAUCAAAACCAACAGUUUCGCACAUUUAUUCGCGCAAGACUGUUGCCCUCGCUCGAUCGUUCUGAAUUUUUUUUCUUUGUCAGGAAGGAACACGAGUAUUAAUGU
Messenger RNA from Triticum aestivum (bread wheat), 1038 nucleotides. Its product is annotated as homeobox-leucine zipper protein HOX17. Gene Ontology annotation, molecular function: sequence-specific DNA binding; DNA-binding transcription factor activity, RNA polymerase II-specific. The coding region runs from base 170 to 862 and encodes 230 amino acids. NCBI's taxonomy places the organism in Eukaryota, Viridiplantae, Streptophyta, Magnoliopsida, Poales, Poaceae. Gene Ontology annotation, biological process: regulation of DNA-templated transcription. The transcript has 4 exons. The record is from RefSeq and is a predicted model, not a curated record.